Folsomia candida is the source of this 1046-nucleotide messenger RNA. RefSeq names its product SEC14-like protein 4. The record is from RefSeq and is a predicted model, not a curated record. Gene Ontology annotation, cellular component: cytoplasm. Bases 122 to 964 code for a protein of 280 amino acids. NCBI's taxonomy places the organism in Eukaryota, Metazoa, Arthropoda, Collembola, Entomobryomorpha, Isotomidae. The transcript has 7 exons.
CCAUACCCUACGGCUAUGCAACAGUAGUCAUGAUGGUAAUUUUGGUGAAUCAUCAUCUGUAUUUAUUCCGUAGUUGAGAUAUAUUUCUCUUUAGAAAAUUAAAAUCGUAGAUUUAAAAAAAAUGUCUUUAACAGAAGAAGAAUUAGAAUUGGUGGAGCAGCUCCGGACAUCAACUUCCUCCCUUUUAACACCCACUGAAUCUCAAGAUGAUGCUUUUCUUGUGCGAUGGAUACGAGCUCGAAACAACGACCUUCAAUUGGCAGAAGAAAUGUUGAAAAAUUCAAUAACCUGGCGAAGUACAAAUUCCAUCUCGUCAUUACCAACGAAAGAAAUUAAUCCAAUUUUUACUGAGAAAUUCCCAAGAAAAUUAGAAGGUCAUGAUAAAGAGGGUCGACCUGUGACCACGAUCCCGUUUGGCUUGUGGGACGCCGCCUACACCGUCUCAACCCCCGAAGUAACGACUGAAUUUCGAGAAUAUACAUUUCAAGGAUGUGAAUUACUCAUGAAUGCGAUUAAAGAAGCGGAUCAAAAAAAUCCUGAUUCGAGAAUUACACAAUUUGUCAUCAUCAUCGACAUGGCUGGAUUUUCGUUCAUGACUUUACUCAAUGUUUAUGCCGUCCAACUGGGAUUGUCCAUGUUAUCCGAAUAUGAGGCAAACUACCCUGAGACGCUCAGCUCCUGUUUUCUCAUAAACUGCACCAGUGCUAUUGGAAUGCUGCUCAACUUGGUCAAGGGAGCUUUGGCUGAGAAAACUUUUAAUAAAAUUAAGGUGCUCGGAACUUCAAUGGAUGAAUGGCAGCCUGCACUAUUGGAUGCGAUUGAAGAAAACGAGUUAUCUGUGCAGUUUGGAGGCGUGCGGUUGGACUGUGAUGAAGGGGUCGAGGUUGAAGAGGGCGUGGAAUGCUUGGAUGAUAAUUCGGAUGAUGAUGAAUUCGUUGAGGCAAGUGAAGAGGUGGUGGAAUAAUUAUUAUUUUGGUUCCAUUUGUAAUUACGAUAUUGAAAUAAAUAUUUGUAAUAAAUUGAUAAAACUGACACAAAUCAAUAAA